AUGUCCUCUCCCCGCGACCGCCUGCGGCAGGGCCUCAACCCGCUGUCUACCUCUGCCCUGGGUUCUCUCGUCGCCCAGCAGCAGCACGGCACGCCUAUUUCUGCCAUCUCCAUGGCCUCGCCGCAUCUUCUCGCGCUGCAAACUCCCGUCAGUGCGCUCCAGCCGUAUAACCCCCAGGAAUGGGUGCCGCCCGGUGCGCCGCAAAUGCCAGAGAGACAGGUUCAAUACGCCGCCGAGGCGCAAGCCUCUGCGCCGCCGCCACCUCCUCCGUAUAGCCCGCCGCGGAGUCGACAGCAGCGGCCUGUCAGUACGGCCUUUGAGUACGCGCUUGCGCCCAUGUCCACACCGUCGCCGAGAAUAUCCUCCAACCUGGCCGUACAUCAUGCGUCGCCUGAGUCUCUACCUAAUCCUUCAUUCCCGCCUCCCCCCGGCGCAGGAGGCCGUGGAGGUUCCCGCGACCGUCGAUUCGGCCUGCCCUCUCUCGGGCGCCGAAAAGAGCCAGAGCAGCAGCAGAGCAGUCCCCCAGAUGCACACCCUACUGCUCUCGCCCGACGAAGCAUGGGACCCGCGUCUUUUUAUGCUCCUGAACCCCAGCGCCCGGUUGCCGGUCCAUCUACAGAAGGGCUGCCUCCGGCAGCUCGAAGAGCUGCAUCUACCGGCGCUCUUGAUACUCCCACCUCUAGUCGAUCACGCUCGACAUCGCAGACGAGAUGGGCGCCCGGUAUGCCACUCCCACCCCCGCCUCCGGGACCACCACCCUCCGGGUCUCGAUCGCAGAGCGUGCAAAGUAUAGACCGAAAUGCGGUCCCAAUCAUUUCUCCUCCGACCCGGCGACCACCACCUAGCGGCGUCACCUCACUUGGUCCGGUCCCGCCAACACCUGCUGACUGGGUUGACCCUGAUGCUCAACAUGCCCCCGCCCCGCCCGAGCCUCAGAGGUCUCCUGCACUAGCUAUAGAUACCGAUAUUGCGAGGCGAUCGAAUCAGGUGACAGAACCUCUGGGCUCGGCAUCCAGCACAGGGAGUCUUAGCCGGGCUGGAGCUGUCCGUCAUGACAAGACGAUUUUACAACGUCGGACAGAGAGCCGCCAUACCUCACACGGCUCCAUCGAUGCCGUCGCUCAAUCACAUAAUGUAUCCGAUAUUGUGGUUCCAAAUGCAGCGAACGGGCUUGGCAGGCGACUGACUAUCACGAAAUCUACACCCCGCAGUGCCGGUCGUCCAGACCUUCCCCGCUCGGGCGAUUCAAUAGCACUGAACGAUUCGCGAAAUUCUACUCCUCGUGGCCCGGGCUCCGCGCAACUGCCCGGGUUUGAGACCUCUACUCCUCCGUUCUCGCCUUAUCAGAAGAAGCCUGCAUCAUCUUCUGGUCUCGCCCUAGCACCAAAAUCGAUACCAACGCCACCGCCACAUAAAAGAUCUGGCUCCGGUUCUCAGCCGAGAGAAUCGUCUAGGCCGCCGCCCUCUGCAGGCACUACUGCUUCUAAACAGGCCGUAACGCUGCAGACAGCAGACCAGUUUGCCGCCAACACGAUUGAACGCUUCCGACAAUUUGCAGCUCAAGAGUCAGCCGCUGCUUCCGAUGCCGAUCGGGUCAGGCUAUUUGCCGACUUCAUCGUAAACGAAUCGAGGUUGAGACGAGAGCGUUAUGCUAGUGCUAUCGGGGAGAUGGGUUCUGAAAUUUUUGAUUUAACGAGAGACUUGUUUCGUCCUAUGACGAACUCUCGGCGAGCCUCUGCUACCUCGCAAGACUGGACUCCCAGUUCGGCUGGUCCCGACCGUUCGCAGCUUGAGUCGAGCGGAAUGAGCUCAGUGAGUGACGGCGUUUCUGGGUCAGCUCCAACAUCGGCAGGCAUUUCUCAUUCCCCGACCACGAGUACAGGUGGUAACCAGAACUACGGAGGCACCAGUUAUAUGCCCUCUCUAUCGCCUAUUCUAAGUAUGAGCGUCAGCGACAAUCCCGAGAACAGCUCUCGCGGCAGGCCGCCGAGUCGCUGGUGGGAGACGGAUUCGAACGGGGAUCCUGCCCGGGGAUGGGAACGGUCGAAAAGAGAAUCCAAAUACAUGGGGGUCUCUAAAGACCAAUGGGUUGAAGAAGCCAACGAGCUUACAGGGGCAGGCGAGGGGCCAUCCUCUCAGUACCCUCCCGAAAAGACUGGAUGGCAUGAUCAAGAUGAACUCAACUUGACACCUCACCCAGAGCAGUUUUCGGCUACUUCGACCGAAACAACGCCCUCUCCAGCGACAAAGACUGAAGGCCUUGACGUGUCUCGUUUGGUCACGAUGCCACCCCCAUAUCCACGUCAUCAUCCCGCCGUGAACAAUAACCAUCCUGAGCUUACAGAAACGAGAACGGCGGUCCGUGGUCUAAGCGAGCUCAGUGAGAUGGACGAGACGAAGGAGAAGUUCGCACUAGCGAGUUCGAAGCGACGUGAAGACUUUGCCAAAGCAACGGCCGAGCGUCGCAGGGCCUUGAGAGAGAACUUGCAAAAGGAAACAGCUGCCGGUAAUAUUGGGUAUGCAGACGCUGCUGCUAUUGAGCAGGAUUCUGAGGCCCAGGAACGAGACAAGGCGAAGGAAUUGGAGAAGACUGAGUACGAGCAUUUCCAAAAUGGAGUCAUCGUACCGCUGAAUGAGCUUCUCAGUGCGCGCAUAGCCAAGGCAACGGACCUUUUUGACAAUUUAGCCAGCCAACUCUUUGGCAGUGGCCAAAAUGACGCCGACAUGCCUCAAGAGGAAGGCGAUGAUAGACCAGAGCUGCUUGAGAAGCUCACUCUUCUGAAGUGGAUUUUUGAGACACGGGAGUUCCUUCACAGAACCAUAUUUGACCUCCUAACGGACCGAAAUGCCAGGUAUCGCGAUGUCGUUCUCACGCCCUAUCGACUGUCUGGAAAUACAGAGAAGCUCAAAUCUGCGGAGGAGUUUUUUGCCGCCGAUGCGUCAAAUCGCGAGAAUGCCUACGCAAACGAGGUGCUCAACCGUACUCGCGAUUUUCGAUCGGUGGUGGACUCUGCGGUACAGCAUGGCGUGGCACUGCAGCUGUCUGCCUUCUGGGACAUUGCACCGCCUCUCCACGGCCUGGUAGACAGCAUCCCGCCAAACCUGGAGGGCUUCGAGAUCCAGAUGCCCGCGAGCGAGUUCGAGGAGAACCCGGCCUACCAUGACCACCCGCUACAGUACCUCUUCAGCCUGCUUGCGCACGCCGAGAAGAGCACCUACCAGUUCAUCGAGUCGCACACCAACCUGCUCUGCCUCCUGCACGAGGUCAAGGAGGCCGUGGUAAACGGCAAGGGCCGCGUGCUGGAGACGCAGCUGCAGGACGCCGACGGCGCGCCCAUCACGGCGGAGACGCGGCUGGCGCGCGCCCAGCGGAUGCGCCAGGACGAGGGCCGCCGGCUCACCGAGGACCUUCAGGAGAAGGUGCGCGAAGUGCAGGAGCAGUGGAACAGCGCGCUGGGAGCGGAGCUCAAGACGGUCAAGGAGCGCACGCGCGAGUGGCUCCUGGAGACAGGCGGCUGGGACGAGACGCUGGAGGAGGGCGAGUUUGUCGCGCGGGAGGAAUCUCCCGCCUCUGCCACCCUCAGCCUCCUCGCCACCGCCUCCGCCGCCACCGUGCCGCACGGCACCGGCGACAUCGGCAAGUUCCAGGAGCUGGCCCUCGGCUUCAACGCCGCAGGACGCGCUGGCCGGCGAGCGCAUCGACAUGCGCUACCGCCUCACCAUCGACCAGUCCCGGGCGCCGCAUGCCGCCUUCUCCGAGGCCGCCAGGGUCGAGCUCAGCGCGGUGACCGCGCCUCGCCGUGGAGGACAACCUCUGCGCGAGCUUCCACGCCUACCUUGGUAAACGCUGCGACUUUUGGAAGAGGCAAGUAA
Messenger RNA from Cordyceps fumosorosea ARSEF 2679, 3873 nucleotides. RefSeq lists its product as hypothetical. NCBI's taxonomy places the organism in Eukaryota, Fungi, Ascomycota, Sordariomycetes, Hypocreales, Cordycipitaceae. The transcript has 3 exons. The record is from RefSeq and is a predicted model, not a curated record. Bases 1 to 3873 code for a protein of 1290 amino acids.